This is a messenger RNA of Heterotrigona itama, 588 nucleotides long. The record is from the annotation of a GenBank genome assembly. Lineage: Eukaryota; Metazoa; Arthropoda; Insecta; Hymenoptera; Apidae.
ACUUCUAAACGGAAUGGGCUUGACUCUCGAGGAAACGGAAGAAUUACGAAAAUUGUGUAAUUUGGAGUCAAAGUGUCUGCAGGAGAUCGACACCUCCACGUCUUUAUCGUCGUCUUCCAACGAGUGCUUAUCGUCGGACAGUCUCUGUUUGAAACACCUGUUCAGCAAGCCCUUGGCACAUGCUAUUCGAGAAGUGAUCGCGAGGAAGCCAUCCGAUCCCGUCGAAUAUCUCGGCCACUGGCUCUUAAAUUAUAAAGUCGAAUGUUGCGGACCGUCCGAAUUAUUUCAAUAAUUCUCCACGACGAUCCAUGGCGAAGUGAUUUUAUCGACUCGUGAAAUUUCAGAUCUGCGAAGAGAGGGAGAAGAGGAGGAGGGAGCUGGAAUUGGAGCUGAUGAUCGAGAGGGAACGAGUGAAACUGCAGCAGGUGAACGUCAACUCGCAACUUGAUUCCAUUAUCUUUCACAGAAGGUCGAGUUCUUUAUCUUUUUUCUUUAAAAAUUCGCUUUGAAAAGCACGAGGAAGAGGAAGUGCCUGCGUCGACGCAAGAUGAUGAUGAAGAAGAAGAGGAGGAGGGAUUUCUCGAUGAU